GCAUCGAUCGACGCAAACUUUAAUUUAUUGAUUUGUUGCAUUCGCCAAGUGCAUUUUAUACCGCGGAAAUGAUAAAAAUUGCCGCGUUAAACGAUGAGUCCGGCGAGGAUAGCGAUUCAGAGGAAGAAGUGUCUAAGGAAGCGCUCGAACAGAUCGCUUUCCAACAGUAUGCAAAAGCUCUCGAUCUUCAAAGAAAAGGUAGUUUAUCUGAUGCCACCCAGCUUCUAAAGGACUUAUUGGACACGGAGCUCCUGUAUGAUGUCAAAAAACCGGCACCCGGCGAGAAGGCUUCGGGACCUUUAUUCAAUUUGAAGUAUCUCUGUUAUAAAAACCUCGCUUCGAUGUUAAAUAGCGGAGGUAAGCUGGACGAAGCAAUAGAAGCUUAUAGCGCUGCUUCGGAAUUAGACGAUACCGAUGUAUCACUUUGGCACCGUUUUGGACAAGUCUGUAUGCAGGCUAAGCGCUAUGAAAUGGCACUUUAUGCCUUUCAACGGGGAGUAGAACGAAACCCUCGUCACUGGCCAUGCCUAGACAAAAUUGUUACGUUAUUAUUGGCCUUAGACUACAACGAGCAAUGUAUUGCUACUAUUCAUGAAACUCUCAAACUUGAUCCUGGCUACUUGCGAGGUUUGGUGUACAGGAGGCACAUCUAUACUAUUUAUAAACAUAUGAGAGAAUACAUGGAGUAUCUAAACCCCAUUUACAAGUGGAAGGAGGAUGAUGUCCCCAUAGAUGAGGAGAGAGCGAAAGUGUUACUGAAGGAGGCGGAAGUUAUCAAUGAUGCGUAUGUAGAGCAGCAGGAGGCAGAAAAGUUUGUGUACAUGGUGCCAAAUGUCACACUGAAGAAACCUAUAUCGAGGCUGACCUGGGAGUCCGUCGGAGAUUCCUUGGUUCACAUGCAUCACUACAUGACAGAACAUUGCUUUAGUCAUGCCUGCUUCAUAGAAAUUAAAUUUGAAAAGGAAGAUCCCGUUGUUGAAAUGGAGGUAUGUGAAGAAAAGGAAAAUGAGGUGGUGGAAAAAACUGAGGAAGUAGUCGCUGAUACGGAAAAGGUAACAGAACCAGCAUCAGAGGUUGAAAACAAUGAGGUGUCAGAUAAAGAAAAGGCUGUGACAGACACUGAGAAAGUGGAGAGUGAUGUGGAAAUGGUCACUUCAGAAGCUGGGUCGGAGACUACACAGGCUACAAAGACAAGGAAAAAUCCUGUUCGGCGGAGAGGCAGUGACCUUAGUUUCUUACAGCAGUGGGAGUGGUGCACUAAACGUAGAUCAGCUCGUAAAAAGACGACAAGCCAAAAAGAUUACAACAUUUAUGACACAUUGCGGGCUAUGGUUCCUGUUGGUCUCGUUCCUGAGAAUCACCAAGAAGAGAAGGUCCAGGGCAAAGAAUUGUCUUUUGAUUUAGAUAUUGAUAAGAUGUAUGAAGAAUCUGCUGAAAAUCGUGAUGAAGAAUAUUUUGGCACUGAAUCUGAACAGAAUGAUGUUAAAGAGUUUAUUAAAAAAUACACGGAGAAUAGAAAGGAUAUUAUAGAUCUACUUAAUGACUACCUAAGUAUAUUGGCCUGCAAGUGGAAAAAGAAAUGGCCAAGUGGCUUAGCCAAGAUAUUCAUUGAAGCCAACACAUGCUACAGUACCCAUAUAGAUAUACCAGCAUUUGUAAAUGAUAAUAAUCAGGAGCUCCUACAUUAUGUUAGAGUUAAUCUUUUAGUUGAAGAAUUGUUGGUGAAUGAAAAGUUAAAAGACGAAACAGAAGAACCAGCACCAUCACAUAAACUUAGUGUAAUAGACUCAAUAGAAAUAAUUUUAACCGUCAAUCCACACAUAUUUCCUAGCAUUGAAUGUCUGGAGCUUAUUCUAAGAGCUCUCUGGCUUAAAGUCCACAUACAUAUCUUAAAUAAAUGUGAAGAUUUUGCACUAGACUGCCUUUAUCAAUUACAGCACGAGUUUGAUGCAAUGGGCGAACACUGUAGCUCGUACAUCCUAAGCAUUGUCAAUUUUACAUUCAAACCUCUGAUAUGCGAAUAUAAAAUCUCUGAAUAUAUAAAGUUUUUGGAGCGCAACAAAAAAUUGUCUACAGUAAAAGAGCUGUAUGAUAGAGGGUGUUACGAGGAAGCCUUGUCUAUUAUCCUUGACUCAUUUGAACAUUGUAAAACGAUGGCAAAGGAUCAGGAGGCAGAAAUGUCUUUAGAUUUUGCUGUCCAGUUGUCCCUUAUUUUGGACUCGUACUGGGCCCUGGGCAAAGCCAAUAUCUGCAUGAAAUGGUCCUUUAUAUGCCUUCAUGAGGCCUUGAAGCAUUAUUUUCGAUACACUUCCGGCACACCCGAAUACGAGAAGUGGACACUUACAGUCAUAAAAAUUUUGUGCUGCAUGGAGCAUAUAUUCAGUAAUGAGCCAUUGUCUUGUUUAGAUAGUGUGGAAUCGAAAGAACUGAGCCAAGGUCUGGAAAACCUUAUCCGUAUAAUAGGUCACCAAGUAGAAACGAACGCGGCCGAAAUGCCUAUCGACACUGUCGCUCCGUGGAUCGUAAUGCAUUACAUAUUACAAAGGGAGGAAGAUCAGGGUAGAGGAAGAACUCUCGAGGAUAAAGUCGCAUUCGAUGACAUACCAAAUCCACUGAUGCUGUUGUUUUUAGGGCACGAGCAUUUAGGUGCCCGGAGUUGGUGCAGCAAAUCAAACAGUAAAUUACUCUUUUUCAUCCUCGACACGGUGGUCCCGCGACUUCGCUCGCCUGCGCUGUCCAAGUCCUUGGAACAGAUAGUACAACAUUUGGAGCAAAGCGUCUACUGCCUCUUCGGUCACCCUAACAAGAAAAAUAGAAUCAAAUAUUUAAUGGAUCAUUCGGUAACUGCACAAGAAUUGGAUUGGAAGAGAGCUCAACAGCUUUACGAAAUAUUUAGGCCGGCUGCUCUACCGGAGUUGGAAGGGAAAAUACCGGGAAUAACGGCCGACACGGAGGCACUGUUUCAGCGUAUUCUGGAACUGAUGCCCUCGGAACUCGAUCCGCAAAAAUAUGUACCCGAGAUGGAUAAGUUUAUCAAAGGCACCGAAGACAAGCUACCCUCGGUUCCGCCUCUGCUACCUUACAAAAUGAAGGACAUUUAUUAUCUGCUCGGCGACUAUCAUUUCAAACGGGAGGACAGAAAAAUGGCGGUGAAAUACAGCACCCUGGAUGUUAUAGUAAACAGCGACAGAGUUGAGUCGUGGGCGAUGAUAUCUCUCGCUAAGGCAGCUAAUUUAGAGAUAGUCCUUAACUCGUGCAGAAAUUUCAAUAACGAGAGAGAGUUCCUAAAUCCAGUAAAAACAGCAGUAAGAUGUUUCAAACGUGCGCUCCAGCUAGAUCCGGGCUACAUGAAUAUACUAAUAGAAUAUGGCAAUUUCGUUUACUUUGUGCACUCGUUUUGUUCGAGAGUCCUGAAACAAGCGAGCGAGUCCUUGAGUAUGGAAGAAUUCGAAGCCCUCGAGCUACAAAAAGAGGAGUUCCUUAAUACUACUUUCAAGUGUUUUACGACUGUUGUAAAAGAUAUAGCAAGUAACGGAGAAAUCGACAAGACCAACGAGGAAGCUUGGCUCCUGUAUUACAUGCUGGGUAAAGUCGCGGAGAAAAAGAAAAAGCCACCGUCGGUCUAUCUCAAUUAUUAUAUGCAGGGCGUUAAAAGUUUAAUAGAAAGAGAAGCGACGUACCCCUUAAAAAUAAAUUACAGUUCACCGACCCACUUGGCGAUAGAAGUUUUAGAGUUACAUUACAGGAUUCACGCUUCGAUUCUCAAGUACAUAGAGCAACAUGAAAAUAAACCAAUACCUGCAUCCGUUGGCAAGGUGUUCACGUCUUGUAUUGAAGAAUGGCUCCGAGGUCCUUAUGCGAGAAACAAAAGUACACCGACAAAAACGGACACUGCACUUGACACUGAAGCUAAAACAGAUGACGCACAGUCCGUGCAAGCCGCAAAUAUAUUAAAAAGAUCAAUAAGUGAUGCCGGAGAAGAAGACACACAUGAGACAAAAAAAUUAAAACUAGAAUCUGCUGCAGCUAAAAUAAGACGUUCAGCCUCAUAUGACUCGGAAAAAAUUGGAAAUAAUAAAGACGCCGAGAGCAACAGAGACGACCAGGGCAAUGCCGUGCCUGUGGAAAAUAAGCCGAAUGAAAAUAAAGUUGAGGAAAAGGAGAAAUCAGAAGAAAAAGAAAUUAAGGAAACGGAAGAGGCAAGCGCGGAACCAUCUGCUGCUUCCCAAUCAGCUGAAAACAAAGAUAAACCAGACGAACAGAAUCGAGAAGCAGUUGAAAACAAAGAUGACGACUCUUCUAGUUCCAGUUCCUCGUCAUCGUCUUCAGAGUCUAGUUCUAGCGACUCUUCCUCUGACAGCAGCUGCGAUUCUGGCAGAGGAAGCGACAGCUCGAGCAAAUCUGCCCCACAGGCCGAACCCUUGACGGAGGCAGAAAUAAUGAAAAUCAUCACAGCGUGUAUCGACGCAUUAGAAGACUGUGCUAGUCGCUUUCCGCCUCACUAUAAAGCUAUAUACCGUCUCGCUCAUUAUCACUUUUAUUACAAAAAUGGUAAAGAUAUAGAGCGAUGUCGGGAUUUAAUGCUAUCGUCGUUCGUUAUGAGAAGUGGGCAGAAGCUGGGUGGGCUCUUCAGCGAAAGAAAGCCAUCUAAUUUCUUCAAUAAUAUUUGGAAAAUUCCUUUGACAGAGGUGGAACGAGCUGGUGGAUUUGCGUUUCACAUGAGCCGAUCAGUUUUGCUGACUAUGGAAAUAUUAAAGGAAAUCGAUGACCACAAAACACUCUUGGAUCUGAGCUUACACCUGAAUAGGAUACCGGAUCCCGAUAAAAAGUAUUUGAGAGAUUCCGAUCGAGAAGAACUGGCGCAACAAGCGUUUUCAUUGUGCGUGCAGUCCCUGAAGGGCCAGGUGAUUAAGUUCAGUCAGCAAGCCGAUUUGAAAAGUAAUGAUGUAGAACAAAAGGCAUUGAAGAGUCUGAUGUUAGAUAUCUACCGAGCGUGGCAAAGAGUCCAAAAACAGCCCAACGCAAAACAAUUUACCAAUCUUCUCGUCGAUGCUUAUAAGUUAGUGACUACGACACCGAUAACUGAAAACAUGAAUCUGGUCGAUCUGAGCAUGAAGUUCUGCCAAUCUUUGAUCCAAGCACUGAAACAGCAGGCCACAUUGGCGAGUCAAAAUGCUCAGAAGAAGCAAAGUCAGAGGGAAACUACAAAAGUCGCCGAAAGUUCCAAGUCCGUCCCUGUACCCGUCUCUAGUCAACCUAAAACUGAUCACAAGAUACAAACCAGCACAUCAUCAUCCUCAAGCCUCCCUAAAAUGUCCACCCAGGACAUGGCGGCGGCUUUCCAGAACUACAAUCCCCUGCUCAGCGACUCUCUGCUUUCCCAGCAAACGGCGGCCGCUCUGUCGCUGUCGUAUUUGAGCAACAUCAGCGCUCUCGCCGGCUACUCGUCCCUGCAAAACACUCUGCAGACGUCCAUACAAUCCUCGCUCCAGAACACAUUCCAAAGCGAGUUUUAUCGCCAAUUCCUCGGUCAAAACUUCCCGUACAUGCAGCCGCGGAAGAAGCAGAAGCGAGCUCCAAAAGCGACCACGUCGCGUCCGAUACCCUCCACGACUCAGCCGAAGACGACGAAAAGCUUAAGUGGAACCUUCUCCUCCUUAACGAAACCCAUUCAGUCAGUCCAAAAAACUACAUCGGCGUCGCUGGCACCCAGCAUGGGGACCGUCCUGCCGUCUCUACCCGCGUCGAUGACGAGUCUCGCGCCGUACCCACCCUCGCACACCACCACGCAGAAUCCGGCGCCCCAAGCCCACAUGUCCACCAUCACCAGCUCCAUGCAUCCCAAGCCGCCUCUACCUCACCAGCAGGCGAGCCCCGGUAAGACUCUACAGGAGAAAUUGGCGGAGCGACAGAAAAUAAGUCCGACCGUAAAAAAUGCCGACAUCAACGCGUCCAUAAGCCGGCUACCCUCCUCGUUGACGAUCACUAAAACGUCCAAACAGACUCAGGCUAAGAAACCAGAAGCUAAGAAGUCCCUCUCCUUUAGCAGCGAGGUCCGACCGAAACCGAUCGCAACGGACGAGGUCAUAGUGCUCGAUGAUGAUGAUUGAACGUUAUAUUAUAUUAUGAUUAGUUUUAGGAUCUUUAGGCCUAAUUUCACCAACAUACACAAGCUCAUAGUGUUAAUGGCUUGUCAAAAUAUCAUGUCUUCUCUUUCGUUAGUAUGAAAAACGAGAGAGAGAAUGUGAUACCAAUUCGAGCAUUAACUUUUUAAACAGACGUUGGUGAAAUUGAGCCUUACCAUUAAUUGUGACUGAUUAGUGAUUAAUUCUAAAUUUUUUAUUCAUUUCGACGAGUACAAUUUGUUUUAUUGGGAUUAUGUGAUGGACUAUCGUCUAUCGCUCUAUGAAUUGAAGUUACCAAACAAAAAAAUAGUCAACUCAUCCCAGAAUGUUUGAUCCCUAUUUCAAUUAAGGGCAUGUUUGCACUUCCUGAUAAGGUGCCGGAUAGGCUAUCCACAAC
Messenger RNA from Aricia agestis (brown argus), 6522 nucleotides. Its product is annotated as calcineurin-binding protein cabin-1-like. The transcript has a single exon. Gene Ontology annotation, biological process: chromatin organization. The coding region runs from base 69 to 6110 and encodes 2013 amino acids. Lineage: Eukaryota; Metazoa; Arthropoda; Insecta; Lepidoptera; Lycaenidae. Gene Ontology annotation, cellular component: nucleus. The record is from RefSeq and is a predicted model, not a curated record. Gene Ontology annotation, molecular function: nucleosome binding; protein binding.